AUGCAUCAACUGGAAUUGCUGCUGCUUUUGAGUAUUAUUCCGCUGAACGUGCACUCGAAAGUGACUUUAACCAAAAUCGUCUGCACCAGCAAAUACCCAAUGAUGAUCUACGAGAAGUGCCUCAUCGAAAGAGUAAAUAGAUCGCUGAGUACCAUAACAUUACAACAGAAAUUACUGCAGCCAAUUAGGAGUGUAUAUCUUAAUCUCUCCAUAGUACACUUCUCGAAGGGUCUCAAUCGUGUGCUUUAUAAAUUCAACAACGUGGACGUUUGUGAUUUCUUUGUUAAGCGAAGACAUCCCGUUAUAAGAUUCCUGUUCGAAUAUAUAAAAAAAUUUAGCAAUGUGAAUCACAGCUGUCCAUUCCAAGACUACAUUUUUUUGCGAAAUAUGGCUAUUAAAAAUGCCGAUCUAAUCCGUGCGCCAAUACCAAAGGGAGAGUACGGCGUAAUGACGUCUUGGAAACUAAACGGUAUUGGUGAUGCGGAGGUAAAAGGUUUUGGGGUCUAUGAUUAG
Molecule: messenger RNA, 513 nt
Organism: Bactrocera dorsalis (oriental fruit fly)
Lineage: Eukaryota; Metazoa; Arthropoda; Insecta; Diptera; Tephritidae
Exons: 4
Coding region: 1-513 (170 amino acids)
Source: RefSeq, a predicted model, not a curated record